GUGCUGUGCAAGGUGGGACACAGGGACACAGGAUGUCACAGAAGCAGAGGCUGUUCCUUGUUCAUCUUCUAAUUCUUUUUUUUUUUCCCUCUUACUUUUUAGUGUGGAAACAGUAAAUGAUGGGCAGUUCCAUAGUGUGGAACUCGUGAUGCUGAAUCAAACUCUGAACCUGGUGGUGGACAAGGGGGCUCCCAAGAGUCUGGGAAAGCUCCAGAAACAGUCUUCUGUCAGCCUCAACACACCCCUCUACAUUGGAGGGAUCCCAACCUCUACUGGAUUGUCAUCCCUGCGCCAGGGUGCAGACAAGACACCAAAUGGUUUUCAUGGGUGCAUUCACGACGUCAGAAUCAACAACGAACUGCAGGAUUUCAAGGAUUUACCUCAGCAGUCCCUGGGAGUCCUUCCUGGCUGCAAAUCCUGCAACAUCUGCAAGCAUGGGAUUUGCCGAUCCCUGGAGAAAACAAGUGUGGUUUGUGAAUGUCACCCAGGCUGGAUGGGCCCUCUGUGUGACCAGGAAAUUGGAGAUCCAUGUCUCAACCACAAGUGUGUGCAUGGUAAGUGCACGGCGGCCGGCGCUGCUUACACCUGUAAGUGCAUGGAGGGCUACACGGGCACCUACUGUGACAAGAAGAGCAAUUCCUCAAGCCCCUGCAGGACUUUGAAAUGCAGCCACGGGCAGUGUAAGGUCUCGGAGCACGGGGAGCCCUACUGUGAAUGUGACCCCGGCUACAGUGGAGAGCUCUGUGACAGAGCAGAGAGCCUCUGCCAAGGAGACAUCAUUCGAGAAGUGGUCCGUAAGCAGCAGGGCCACACCUCGUGUGCCAGCGCCUCCAAAGUGCCGCGCCUGGAGUGCCGCGGCAGCUGCGGCGGCGGGCAGUGCUGCGUGCCCCUCCGCAGCAAGAGGAGGAAAUACUUCUUCCAGUGCCUGGAUGGCUCCUCCUUCACGGAAGAACUGGAGAGACACGUGGAGUGCGGCUGCUCAAAGUGCUUAUAAGCCAUUCCCCGGUCUCUGGCCACUUUAAUCGACUCAGAAGCGUUAUCAAAAUGGGACCUAUUUACUUGCAGAGUGAAGAAGAAGAAAAGAAUUAUUAAGUAUAUUGUAAAAUAAGCAAAAAAUAGAACUUAUUUUUAUUAUGGAAAGUGACUAUUUUCAUCUUUUAUUAUAUAAAGUAUCGCACCACUUUGGGUAUAUGUAUCAUAUAGUGAGCUAUUUUUACCAUGAAACUUUUUUAACAGUUGUAAGAAAAAAAAAUUUCAAAAGCUAAAAGGUUAAAAAAAAAUUAUAUAUAUAAAGAAAACAUAGCCUAACAGGAGGAAUGUGAGGUGACUUUAUGUGUAUGCACAACGAACAGAUGUUCAAGGAAAGGUGUUCCAAGGACCCGCCGCUGGACUGACACGGGCUGAAGAAAGCUCCGAGGCCCUGGCUGGGAGUUCCAGGUGAGCAGAUCCCCGUGACCGACUGCACCCAGGCACCUGAGAGCCUCCCCAGCCCCUUCUCUUCCCAACACUGCUGAUGCUGGUUUGCUCCUGUACAGUGGCCCCGCCUGCUGUUCGUGAACUGGUUCCCUGGAGCACACAGGCACUGCCGGAGCUUGAGGCUAAUUACUUUAUUUGACUAUUGUAAUACUAUAAUACAUUUUUUUUUGCUGUGUAUGUUGUAUUUAUCUGUGUUCACGUUAUAUUCUGCAGCAACUGUAUCUAUAGAGCACAGGCAGCUUUAUCCAAAAGAAGGGUGCAAAGGGAAAGGAAGUGGAGAAAUUUAUGUUGCUUUGGGUAAUUUGGGGGCAAAAAUGUGAAAUAAGUGCUAAGUGAUGCCUAAUAAAUGACAUAGUAGUUUUGUGUAAACUCCUCAGC
This is a messenger RNA of Sturnus vulgaris (Common starling), 1854 nucleotides long. Lineage: Eukaryota; Metazoa; Chordata; Aves; Passeriformes; Sturnidae. The record is from RefSeq and is a predicted model, not a curated record.